AUGGCGGGCUCGACGCGAUACAUCCGCUACAUCCUGCUGGCGUUCGUGACACUGGUCGUCAUCUUCUUCAUCUCCUCAUCCUCGAGCACCGUCGAUGACCGAGUAAAGUCGGCGACAGACUUGCUGAAGAAGCAGGGUUCCCUGUUCAAAGGCCACUCGCCAUCAUCAGACUCGACAUCACCAUCCCCUCCCAAACCACCCCCUCGCUUCCACAGCGAUGAAGAACACGACACCUCCGGCCAGGUGCUCGGCAACCCACCCUCACUCUCUGAGGAAUCGCCCCCCGAACCCAUGCCGAGCGGGCACUCGAACGCGACCUCACCCAACCCCUCCUCUCAAAAACUGGGCACCAACAAGCAGCCCUUCACCCACAACCCCGUUGCCCCCGGCGAGCGCAUGAAUGCCACCUUUGUCACCCUCGCCCGCAAUAGCGACGUCUGGGAAAUCUCACGCAGCAUCCGACAAGUCGAAGACCGCUUCAAUCGCAACUACGGCUACGAUUGGGUCUUCCUCAAUGAUGACGAGUUCGACGACACCUUCAAAAAGGUCACCACCACCCUCACCUCUGGCCGCGCACGGUACGGCAAAAUCGGCGAGGACCACUGGGGCUUCCCAUCUUGGAUCGACCAGGAGAAAGCCGCCACGGUCCGAGAGGAGAUGCGCGAGAAGAAGAUAAUCUACGGCGACAGCAUCUCCUAUCGCCACAUGUGCCGCUACGAGUCCGGCUUCUUCUUCCGCCACCCUCUAAUGAUGGAGUACGAGUACUAUUGGCGCGUCGAGCCCAGCAUCGAGCUAUUCUGCGACGUCUCCUACGACCCCUUCAAGUAUAUGGCAGAGAACAACAAAAAAUAUUCCUUCGUCCUUUCGCUCUACGAGUACCGCGAAACCAUCCCCACGCUCUGGGAUAGUGUGAAGAAUUUCACGCAAUCCUUCCCGCAGCACAUUGCCAAGGACAACGCCCUCUGGUGGAUCUCCGAAGACGAGGGCAAGAACUACAACAACUGCCAUUUCUGGUCCAACUUCGAGAUCGGUAGCCUGGAAUGGCUGCGCAGCGACGCUUACAUCGACUACUUCACCCAUCUGGACAAGGAUGGGGGGUUCUUCUACGAGCGAUGGGGUGACGCGCCGGUGCAUUCGAUUGCGGCGGCACUGAUGCUGCCGAAGGAUGAAAUUCAUUUCUUUAAUGAUAUUGCGUAUUAUCACGUGCCUUUCACGCACUGUCCAACUGGCGAGCAGACACGACUCGACCUCAAGUGUCACUGCGACCCGAGUCACAACUUCGACUGGAACGGCUACUCAUGCCUGGCAAGAUGGUACGAUAUGAACGACUGGGAAAAACCUGAGGGGUGGCAGGAUGAGCAGUGA
Saxophila tyrrhenica is the source of this 1365-nucleotide messenger RNA. It is a transcript of the gene KRE2, whose product is annotated as alpha 1,2-mannosyltransferase 2.4.1. Gene Ontology annotation, molecular function: alpha-1,2-mannosyltransferase activity. NCBI's taxonomy places the organism in Eukaryota, Fungi, Ascomycota, Dothideomycetes, Mycosphaerellales, Extremaceae. Bases 1 to 1365 code for a protein of 454 amino acids. Gene Ontology annotation, cellular component: Golgi apparatus; membrane. The record is from RefSeq and is a predicted model, not a curated record. The transcript has 2 exons. Gene Ontology annotation, biological process: protein N-linked glycosylation; cell wall mannoprotein biosynthetic process; protein O-linked glycosylation.